UAUAAUCAAUCAAUUAUCAGGGGAGGUUAUAUAAUGGCACAAGAAGCGGCAGAACGUGAGGACAAGGCAAGGAGUCAAGGAGAGAGAUAGAGGCAUCUUCUAUUCACAAGAUACGCGGCUGCCAUGGCGAGAACCCUCUUUGGUUUCGUCGCCGCCGCCGCGCUCCUCCUCGCCGUCUUCAUGCCGGCCCUCGCCGCCGCGCAGGCCCCCGCGCCGGCGCCCACCAGCGACGCGUCCUCGGUCGACCAGGGCGUUGCCUACUUUCUGAUGAUCCUGGCGCUGGUGCUCACCUACCUCAUCCACCCGUUGGACGCCUCCUCCCCGUACAAGCUCUUCUGAGCCUGUACAUGCGCAGAGGCUUCUCAUUCUUUUGUUCAUCUUUCUGUUGUCCGUCGAUCGAUAAGCUAGUGGAUUCUUGAGAGAUUGGUUGUGUGAGAUUCGAUUUGAAUUCAUUAAUUUGUUGCUCCUGUACUCUGGUGGAUUCGCACGCACGCGUGCAUAUUUUUGUUCCAAUGCUCCUCAGGUCUGUUGCCACUAA
Messenger RNA from Triticum urartu, 538 nucleotides. RefSeq names its product arabinogalactan protein 41. Lineage: Eukaryota; Viridiplantae; Streptophyta; Magnoliopsida; Poales; Poaceae. The record is from RefSeq and is a predicted model, not a curated record.